UAAAUGAAUUGUACAGUGUGCGUUCAGUAUGCGUGACGACUGCUCGGUACGUAUUGAUGGGCGAUCAGUAGAUUCGGGUAAUUUAACACUGAGGCUGCUAAAAUUGAGAUAUCAUGUCCGCCUUUGAUUAACGCCGCUAGUUACAUCUUAUUUCCGAAAAGGAAACGAAUGGUUAGAAGAAAACGAGGUGAGCUGUCUCCUUCAUGGGCUUGAUCUCGGUGGAGUAGACGCUUAUUUCACCCAGCACCGCAAUAAUAGCUGUACACUGUAGCCGGACUGAAGAAAAACAUCUGCCCCUCCAUGAUAAAUCAUUAAUUUAACUGUCUUGAUUCGAUUUUCCGACGAAUUUCUGCAAAAGACGUCGUUAAUUAUUUAUACAAAACGGUUUGGAGAUAUAAGUGUUUAAUCUAAGUCGAGGAUGUACCAAUUAAGGCCGUAAUGAUUGCUGCGUUUUGAUUGGUUGUGAGGCGCAAAGCAGGUGACGUGAACAUGACGGCACGCGCGCUGUUACGGUAGCUUGGAUUCCGGUAUACCACGUGACCGAAGCAUAAGAUCGGCAAAGGUCUGAUAUACCGUGACCACAAACAGAAAACGGACCAAAAGGAACCGAAGCUCGCAGCAGUAGCUCCUCUCAGAGUUGGCGGAGAUUGCACUUGGAAAAGGUGAACAAGAAAAAUUGAAAAACCUUUACUGAAAUUCGGGCUGCCGUCAAAGAAACCAUGCCACAUACUGGUCAAACUGGGGUCAAUCAGCUUGGAGGGGUCUUUGUCAAUGGACGGCCGCUUCCGGAGCAUGUCAGACGCCGAAUCGUGGAGCUUGCUCACAUGGGAGUUAGACCAUGUGACAUUUCCCGCCAACUUUUAGUAUCACAUGGUUGCGUCAGCAAGAUUCUCACGAGAUAUUACGAGACCGGAUCCAUUAAACCAGGGUCUAUUGGCGGAAGCAAACCGAAGCAAGUUGCCACGCCUUACAUUAUCAAACGUAUACUGGACUUCAAACGACAACAUCCGGGCAGUUUUGCUUGGGAAAUCCGAGAUCAACUCCUGACUCUCGGAAUCUGUGACGAGCAGACUAUCCCGAGUGUCAGUUCUAUAAAUAGAAUCCUCAGAAAUUCUGGUACAUUUUCCUUCGGAUACAAUGCAGAGGAACUCAUGGGAUAUCAGUCUAUCUAUGGUCGCUAUCAAGGAAUUCCGGGCAUGUUGGGGUCAGCCUGUCCAGAAACAAAUGGCUUCUCAUUGGGUGUUCCUGGCCUGUCGUACCCAAGACUCGUGGAACAGAUUAAUGAUACCAAAGGGGAUCCGAAGGAAGAUGGGGAUGGUGAAGAGACCAUGGAACAAAAAGAAUCAUCAAAACAGACCUCAAAGCCAAAGGACAAGAAUGAUGAUGACGAAUUCAGAAUUGAGGAAAGGUUUCCUAGCUUGGCUGGAAAAAUUAGAAAUACAAAUACAUCAAAGACAACAGAAAAUACAGAGUGUUCCUCAAGAGCGUCCAAUAAAUAUAAUGCUCCCAAACCAGACAGUUAUGAAACAGAUAGCCCAGGAGAAAUACCCGUCGAAGGCACCAAGUCUAGUGUGAAUUUGAUAGAAAAUAGAAGCUGUUAUGAUACGUACUUCUCCAAAUGUUUAACAUCUAUGAGUACAAAAGCCACAAGAGAUAUGUCACCAAGCGGACUGUACUCGCUCUAUCACCCCUAUUCUAGGUAUAGCGCGUCGUCACGUGGUUCUGACGUCACACCUUACGUCAUUCCUAGAUUGUAUAUGUUUCCAGAGAACUUCUCAUCGCCUACACAUUCCUGUUUGUCACAUAAUGAGUCGGGAAUGUCGUCCAGCGGCAGAGGUUACGAUCAACAUGUGUUUAAACGCAGCUCUCUAAAUUUAAAAUGAACAUGUCCUUUUUUUUUUUAAAUGUUCUGCAUUGUAAAUUAUUUCUGUGAUGAAAAAGUUUUAACAGGUUAUCAAAGUAGUAUACUUUUGUGUCUACUAGAAUAUGUUAGAAUAAAACAUUUUAAAAGAGGAGUAUGAAGAUUUAUAAUCUGCUAACUAUCCAAAUAAG
Molecule: messenger RNA, 2052 nt
Organism: Saccostrea cuccullata (small rock oyster)
Lineage: Eukaryota; Metazoa; Mollusca; Bivalvia; Ostreida; Ostreidae
Product: paired box protein Pax-8-like
Exons: 5
Coding region: 720-1883 (387 amino acids)
Biological process (GO): regulation of DNA-templated transcription
Molecular function (GO): DNA binding
Source: RefSeq, a predicted model, not a curated record